UGCCCUGCUUGUGCGUGUUUGUCUGCCUGGUGCAAAGUAGGUGAAUAAUUGAUACGUGGUUAUUAAAUGCAGGCAUACAUGAAGCAGCCAUGCGGUGCAGCCGCUGCGGCACGAGCUUUCGCCCUGUGUGCAGCGCGUGAAGACCUUCCACGUCCCGGCACGCGCAGCAACGGCAGUUCCCCUGAACACGCUGCCACCAUGCCCUUCACCAUCAUUAGUGCCGAACACCAAGUAGCAGGUUUCGCUAUUGCCACCAUAGGAUGGAUCCUGUCCUCAAUUUCCAUGGGCCUCGUGGAGUGGCGACUGUGGUGCAUGGACGACCCCUCGUUCUUCCCCACUGGCUAUGCUUGCGUGGGAAUGUGGAGAGUCUGCAUGUACCGCCAUCACACCAACAUCAGCACAGCCAAAUUGUGUCAUCGGUACACCUACUAUGAUGACUUUCUCCCUCUCGAUAUUCGUAUUUCUCAACACCUCAUGCUGCUUGCCAGCAUACUAGGGCUUGCGGGGAAAGCCUACAGCAUCAAAGCACUUUGGAACAUGCACUUGGGAAUUCUUCACAAGCGUAAAGCCUACUGUUCAUUUGUUGUUUCUGGGACUCUGAACAUGAUUGCUGGUCUCUGCAUCCUCAGUGCUGUGCUCUUGAAUUACUACUCUAUCACAACCUUACAGGGGAUUGCCUUCCCACCAUCUUUCCAACUGCCCUUCAAGCCAGAUACGCAGGAAACCGGGAGUGCCGCUGUCGUGUCAAGUCUAGGUGCCGUCUUGAAGCUGUUAAGUGGGUUUUUUCUUUUUUAUCGAUUUUCCCCGGGCAUCCGAGUGCAUCCCGAAAUAAUAGAAACAUGAAUUUCCUGGUUGUGUGGGCUUUGCAAAUCCAAGAUUCCCAGGACUUUAUGGCAAGUAUUACCAGGAUGAUCUAGCAAAUAUUUCCAAGGACUCAAGACCAUGGCAAAGGUAGUUUGGGACAGAAGGCAGCCAACUGUUUCAUUCUGUUACCUUGUGUGUCUGAAUGUGGUUCAUUGAUUGGUUACUUGAACUUUCAUUAAAAAUGUAUCUUGCCCACCUGCCCAUUGGUCUUAUUGGAUGGGGAC
This is a messenger RNA of Lemur catta (Ring-tailed lemur), 1088 nucleotides long. RefSeq names its product claudin 34 (gene CLDN34). Bases 67 to 843 code for a protein of 258 amino acids. Gene Ontology annotation, biological process: bicellular tight junction assembly; cell adhesion. The transcript is spliced from 2 exons. Gene Ontology annotation, molecular function: structural molecule activity. Lineage: Eukaryota; Metazoa; Chordata; Mammalia; Primates; Lemuridae. Gene Ontology annotation, cellular component: plasma membrane; bicellular tight junction. The record is from RefSeq and is a predicted model, not a curated record.